UGCUCCGCCGACUGUAACCUCACGGUUGAAAUUGAAACAACACGUUUGUAUUUGUGUUCAUGCUCCCUCCAACUUGUGAGUGAAUGCCUGCCUUUCAAACGACUUGUAAUGUACCUCAUGAAUCCCAACUACCACGGGAAUAUUUGAGUCGUGUUCGAGCAAUCUUUUUUGGCUUCUCCAGUAUUCAUGUUUUAAGCGUGUGGUCGUUACAUGCCGGAGGACACGUCAGCAGGUGGAAUUUCGGGAUUAUGAGCAAGCAAUUUCCGCAUUCGGUCGACCGGGACGAAGCGCUGACUUCCGGCGAAGGAAGUGUGGAAGCCACGGGCCACUUCGGAAAGGACGUUCUCCGAACAAUUUUGCCACCUUUCUUUAACCUGUGUCGGAAUAGGUCACGGGGUCACAGAGACAUGGAAGUGAACAUCGGACAGUAUGGCAGGCCUUCACAACGUUAACAGCUCAACCGGAUACGUGGUGAAGAUCUCUGAAAUUCAGUUUCGCCCAGUCCAAAAUAACAUUGGCGAUAUCUGUAAUUGAAUUCCUCCGAUAAACAACGAUAUUUGCAACGUCCUUUGACAUACGUCACUUUUGCCGUUCCUUAUGUAUGGGGCGGUGGGGGCACGAUACAAAAAUUCUGACUUUGAUACGAUACCCAGUGGUGUCCCGAUCCGAUCCUCGAGAUCGGCAAUCGAUCCGAUGCCGGCAAAAGAAUGAGUAGCAAAUCAGAUGGGACUGGAUCGAAAAUACCUGAUUUUGCCACUCUUCUCCAGCAGCGCCCAGAUGGCAGCGUGAUACACGAUCGCAUAUUGUUGUUAUAAUUAUUAGAACUCGUUUUUUCACAGUUUGAAUAUAUGCCAAAGAGUGUUAUAUUGCCUAUUUGUGUGUUUUUAAUUCUUAAUUUGAAUUGAAUCCAAUUUGGCAGGUGGUAAAGGGCCAUGUCCUCAAUGCAAAAUGGCAUUUUUGGGGACGUCGAGCCACAUGGUUCGAUUUGGCAGGGCGAGUCUCGUGGCGGUCGUAACUUAGUGUUACUGGUGUGUCGACGGAGCCGUUUGGAGCCAACGAUUUCCACGUGAGUAGUAGUAACCUGCUAGCCAGGUGUCGCGUCUGCUCCUCACCGUGACCCAUCCUUCAUGGACUUCAGGCCACAGAUCCCAUCCGUUACAUCUCCGAUGAAUGGCUUACUGGGACACAAGGAAUGGAUGUUUUUUUGUGAGGAUGCACAUGUGCAAAUUUGGCGCAAGAUCCAAAUCAGGAUGACUAUCACGAUAAGCGCCCACCGUGAGAGUAUUUACUCGGAACCUGAGUGUCGCCCUGCCCGGUGGCAAAAUGAAGUGCGUCUUUUAAGCGAAAGAUGUUUCGAGAGGCGAUAAUUGGGAGAGUAACAAGAAAGGCUAUUUCUUGGAACUCAGGGUUGACAUACAAGAUGGGGGAACUCCAGAGAGAACAUGCCAAGUGGGCUCAGACGGCACUAAUGGGGCUUGCUAGAGCUUUCGAAAGGAUGCUUUGGACGAAGCUCAGGGGUACCGAGUAUGGAGGAAUUAUACCCGUCGCGAAGUUGUCUAUGAAUGAUGAAAUUGUGCUUAGCAUGCCAUUCAUCAAUGUGGUCACAAUCUGUGCGUGAGCAUAAACCGUGAGCAGCAGCGACAUCAGAGGUGGUUAUGAUCCGCCUGUUUUGGUUCAGGGUUGCACUGCAAAGGGUCGAGAACUAAAAUGCCCAAUUUUAGCGAUUUGCGUAGCGACCACUAAUUGGUUUCUUCGUUUGCCAUGCAUUGUCGUGUGGUGGUGGUUUCGGGCUGGAAUUCCCGAAGUUGCGUCUCGAUAGCAGCAAGGCUACAAGCGUCACUGGUGGGGGUGCUGGGGAUGCAUGUUAUUUCGGUUCUGUUUUUGGUUUUCGGCAGAACAGCGUGAUCGGUUUCACCCGGUGUCUUGGUCGGGCAUCUGCGUUGGCGGACUUGGUGUAGUCCUUGGUGUAACGAGGAUGCUGUCACGGAAGCUGGACCUGCUUGACCGGGCCGUUAUCAGUGUCUGUUAACCAUCCUCCGUUUCGUGCAUGGUGCAUAGUGGGCGGAUUCUUGUUUGAUCCCCCCUUCGUGGCUACGUGGGGCCACGAACGGCCGAGAAGUGAGCUCCACAGAGGCGUAAUAACAAAAGUCCACGAUAAUGCAAAUGAGUCGGCACGAAACUAAGGUGAAACCAAAGUCAAGCUUAAACGGCACGCAGGAAGAAUUGAAAGCGAGCCACAGAAAGAUCAAACGAAAAGCAGGCAACUUCGACAUCACAAACAACGCAGAAGAGAAGAGAAAGGCUGGGAACCAGCGCAGAAGGGGAGCGUCCGUCACAAAUGGUUACUGCAGGUGUAAUAGAAGAGUCGGGUCCAAGGCAUUGCCUGAGGGGAGCAAAGGGUGGGCAGGGUGGAGGAAAAUGCCACUGAGGUGCACUUUCCAAGGUCCAGAGAAGAAGUGCACGGGAAGCCAAGCCCACAUGUCCUGUGCUGUUGAAGCCACGCGUGUGUAAACUUCACAAAAGAAGCAAGAUGACUUUGCGGCCAUCGAACGAGCGGGUCAGUUACGUAGAGAAGUCGUAAUCAAGCUCAGUGUGACGGCUGAAUAUGCGGUCAAUUGAUUCGCGACAGAGUCCACAUAAUGCUCUUCGAAGGCCGCAACUUUACUAUUUAUUAGGGGGUCGACUGGGCUCAAAAGGUUGAGGGGAAGGUUUUGUGUCAAAAGAGCGACCCCUGGUGGGCAUGUUUGGCACCACAGGUGCAGUCCCCCCUUUUGUAAGAUCAUCAACUGUUCGCAGUUGUUUUGGAGGGGUCCGAGUGUGGACCAACGUAAGUCAGUUAAGGCUGCAGUCUAGUGCGUGUUUAGGGAACAAAGUGGCGUGUUUGAUUAGCACUUCCCGCAAACGCUGUCAUUCGUCAGCGGAACUCAGGGUGUCAGCAUCCGCCAGGAUCUGCUGCACGUGGGUUUUGCAGUCUGGAUAAAGGGGUGGGUGAUUAUUACACGGUGCUACCGGCGUCGGCGGGGUGAUUUGCGAGGAGGAUGAGGGAGUGGGAGGAGUCGUGGAAGACUCCCUUUUUCGGGUGUAGUUGGGAUUGUACUGAGUGUAUGGAUCGCCAGGUGUUGGUCUGCAGCCAGGUCCACUCUGAUGAUGUCAUCACACUCAGUAGGUCCCACUGGAAUGAUAGCAGAAGAACGCCUGGCGACCGGUCAAUGAUUGGUUAGCACGCACAGCCAGUCGAAUUGGAAUGUUGACAAUCGAUGCUUUUACUACAACUUCGUUUUCGCUCCAAACUUUGCGUCGGGAUUGGUUUGUCCCGACUUAAGGUUUAGUGGUUGAAAAGCACUGUUAGCGGAAUAGGUAUUAGCGUGCGACCAGAAACAAUUGUUAAUGGUGUCAACUUGAAUGGCGAGUCGGACAACCACGUCCGCGCCUAAGUAUGUUUUAUGCGGCAAACUGGGGACUACUCGGUCUAUAAAUCAUUCAAUGGUUUAGGUCCUCAAUACAUGAAAGAAAUGUGUAUGGAAUAUAAACCCAGUAGGGCUCUGAGAUCGACAGACUCUGGUCUAAUAGUGGAGCACAGAGUCCAAAGCAGACAUGGUGAAGCAGCAUUUAGCUACUGUGCUGCACACAAAUGGAAGAAGUUGCCAACAGAAGUGACGUCAGCCCCAAGUGUGAAUGCUUUUAAGUCCAUGUAAAAAUAUUCCCCCCCCCCCCCCCCCCUCAUGCUUUUUGAGAGCAUUUCCACUUUUUCUUGAACUGUACGCUGUUUGAAUUGAACUUUUUUCCUCUUUGUUUUAAAUGUUUAUAAGCAUUGUUUUUCUUUGUUUUUAAAUGCUUUUAAUGUAAAGCACAUUGAGUUCCACUGUGUAUGAAAUGGGCUAUAUAAAUAAAUUUGCUUUGCUUGGCUUUACCUCCACCAUGCUUCACGGGUGAGCUUGUGUGUUUUGGAUCAUGAGCCGAUCCUUUCUUUCUCCAUACUUUGGCCUUUCCAUCACUUUGGUAGAGUUUCAGCUUGGUCUCAUCAGUCCAUCAAAACCUUUGUGGCUCAUCUCCGUACUACUUUGGAAAAUCCAAUCUGGCCCUCAGAUUCUUUUUGCUGAUGAGUGGUUUGUAUCUUGUGGUAUGGCUUCUUUAUUUCAUCUCUCAAAGUCUUCCAACAGUGGCUUGUGAUACCUUCACGCCUGCCGUGUGGAGGUUGGUAAACAAUUUUGUCUGUCAAUUUAAAGAAAAAUGUAUCCAAACUAAUCGAGAGAAGCUUCAUCAUGCAACAGGACGAUGACCCAAAACACACUGCCAACACAUCAAAGGACUUAAUCGGGGGGAAAAAGUGGAUCGUCUUCGACUGGCCAGUCAAUCACCGGACCUUAACCCAAUAGAGCAUGCGUUUUACCUCCUGAACGGAGAAACCCCCAUAAAUAAAUAAGAACUGAAAGAGGCUGGAAUAAAGACCUGCAAAAGCAUUUCAAAUGGAUAAUGCAACAAUCUGGUGAAGUCAGAGGGUCGCAGGCUUGAUGCAGUUAUUGCAACGGUGAAGAGGUUGAUGAAAGAGGCUGCCGAAUUGAGAGACCCCGCAGAGCACUACCAUGCUCAGCCACUGGAAGAUAACCUAUUUGAAUGGCACUUCUCCGUACGUGGACCGCCAGAUUCAGAUUUCGAUGGUGGGGUUUACCAUGGCAGGAUUGUGCUUCCCCCAGAGUAUCCGAUGAAGCCUCCCAGCAUUAUUCUCCUCACACCAAACGGAAGAUUUGAAGUUGGGAAGAAAAUCUGUCUGAGUAUAUCGGGCCACCAUCCGGAGACAUGGCAGCCUUCAUGGAGCAUACGAACUGCUUUAAUUGCCAUAAUUGGAUUCAUGCCAACAAAAGGAGAGGGUGCAAUUGGGUCCCUUGAUUAUACUCCAGAAGAGCGCAGGGUCCUUGCCAAAAAGUCCCAGGAUUUCUGCUGCGAGACAUGUAACUGUUCAUUGCGCUCAGCACUCCGAGCUCUGUCCCCCAACAGCGACCUCGGCCCAGAGGACCACAUGGCAAAUGAACUCGCGCAACAAAUUGACUUCAAGACGGAGUCAAGUUCACCCAGUAAAAUCGAGGUUUCCAAUCUUAACGAGGAAGGUGCCUCAAAUUCUUCGGGCUGCGAAGCUGCUGAUGGGCCCCUGCCUGAGCAGGCAGAAAUGUCAACAGCCACCAGAGCGGAGAGGCCGCAAACUCUUUUGCCUUCGAACAGCGGUCCUCCUCGCAGUCCCCGGCACCGUCGUGUCCAACAGGCCCAAAGAGACAUCGGAGAAGCCCCGAACAGGCCGGCCUUCAUCGCACGGGUUCACGCGCCACCGAACGAUAGCUACGCAGGCUCGGCCGUGCUCAUUGUGGUGCUCACUUUGGCCCUGGCUGCACUUAUUUUCCGAAGGAUUUACCUGGCUAAUGAGUACAAGUUUGAUUAUGAGCUGUGACCUUUCCUCGCGAUUACAUAAUUUCGCUACCCUCCAGCACCACGAGCAGCUUCAUUUCCACCAGAGCUUCAGCACUCGCUGGAACAUUUGGCUUAGUCUUUCCUCAUUAGCACUGGAUCCCAUCACCUUGAUGCGCAUUCCUACAAAGGUGUUCCACUCACUGCAGCAUCGUCGGUUUCUUUUUUACUCUUUUUUGAGAGGCUGCGUAGUCAUGUAUGAGCUAUUUCACUUGUUUAAUUAACUCGUAAACUGCCGUGUGCGUUUAUAUUCGUCAAGUGGAAUCCAGCCACGUACUUCCACCGAUGAAUAUGUCUUUUCAACUGGCAUGGGUGGCCGAUGAAUUUGUUGGCCGCCCCGCUCACCAGCCACGUAGAUCUUAGCAUCAGUUAUAUUAAACGGCAUAAAAGGUCACACCAACCCCCACCCCCCGCCGACGAUCGCUCCGGCGCUUGAGAAACUUUUAUCAGCGCCCCUUUUCGAUACUGGGUUCGGCGGCAGUCGCGGCCGCCCCGCCGCCCUUCGGCCGUCCCGCCCAAACGUUAAUGGAGGCGCCCCUGGGAAGGCGGCAUCUGUGAAAUGCAAGCUUCCGCGGAACUGUAAUGACGAACAGACGGCAGUAGAUUGCAUGGUUGAAUUGUUUUGAAUUUGACAGCACAGUUUUUGAGUUGAAGAAAAAUGCAUUGGAAGUUGGACAAGUUUGGGCACCUGACACUUGAAAUUGUAUGUAUUUGGGUCAUUUUCAUAUAAUUACAUCAAUAACGGUAAGACUCCACUGAAUUUCAUUUUGAAAACCAAGUUUGCUGAUUAUUUGAAUUAUUGGCAUUAUCAUUAAAAAGGUCAUAAUUGUUUCUAAGAGGGGGACAAAACGUUUUCACCCUUUUAAUGCCAAAAUGUCUUUACCGCCAUGUCCCAAAUGAAAUUUCAUGAUUUGCAACGUUUUCUGGAGACGGUAAUUCCAUUUUUCAUUAUACAGUAGGCUAUAGGAUUUCUGUCCUUUUGCUUAGUAUGCCUUUUCCAUAAAAACUAACGCAAAUGCAUCUUAAUGUCUUAAGUGUUUCUUUUUAUUGGUUACUUUACAAAUGAUCCUUCUAUGUCAAGGUGUCUUUACCAUUAAUACCGCUCACGUCGUUGCAGUACACCAAAGGGAUCUGAAGUGCCGGGACAUUCACACAAUAGCAGACAGCAAAAUAGCUUAUUUCUGAGUUAUGAAUAAAUACAGCGCCUGAAAUAAGUAUUUAACAUGUCACACCAUUAUGUCACUAAAUAUACUUCUAAAGGUGCGAUUGACAGGAGACAUUUCACCAGACGUUCCAGGCGCAUAUCGAAGCUUCUGAACGUUCCGGUGAGCACGGUUGGGGCCAUAAUGCGGAAGUAGAAAGCCAAUUAUACCACCACAUUAUUACACGCAACUGCAUUACUGAGUUGAUUUGUUGUACUUUCUUUGCAUGGAUGGAUUACUUGGGUUGUUCCCAACAUCUGGUGAAAUGUUCAUGUCAAUAGCACCUUUGGGAAAUAUAUGUCGUGAGAAAAAUGGUGAUGUGUUAAAUACUUAUUGCAGCCACUGUACGUAUGAAUUUGUGAAAGUUGGAAUAUUGCAUGUCUUUACUGUUAUUCCGAUUGAAUAAGGACAAAAGUGUAAUGGGUUUGCGUCGGUGGAAUUGGUUGAAUGAGUAGUUAGAUAAUUUAUGCACUUCUAUCCUCAAAGUUUAAAGGGCAAGAUGUAAAUUGUGCAACACACAGGUUAUGGGAAAAACUGGCAAAAUUGAAGUCAUUUUAAUUUUGGGACUCUUCCCACCCCCUUAAUAAAUGAGAUUUUUUUUUUCAGAUUACAUUUGCAUUGGACUGCCAUGAAAUAAAUGUAUUCCUCUCUGGAUUGAUUGUCUUGACUAUAUCGAGUCGUCAUGAGUCUGCAUCGCUCACGGCGUGUUUUAUAGUUGUAAUCUGUAAAUAAAUUAUUUUCCAUCAAAA
Phycodurus eques (leafy seadragon) is the source of this 7408-nucleotide messenger RNA. RefSeq names its product ubiquitin-conjugating enzyme E2, J1 (gene ube2j1). The transcript has 8 exons. The record is from RefSeq and is a predicted model, not a curated record. NCBI's taxonomy places the organism in Eukaryota, Metazoa, Chordata, Actinopteri, Syngnathiformes, Syngnathidae. Bases 4541 to 5440 code for a protein of 299 amino acids.